Molecule: messenger RNA, 1068 nt
Organism: Cucurbitaria berberidis CBS 394.84
Lineage: Eukaryota; Fungi; Ascomycota; Dothideomycetes; Pleosporales; Cucurbitariaceae
Exons: 2
Coding region: 1-1068 (355 amino acids)
Source: RefSeq, a predicted model, not a curated record
AUGAACGCUACCGGGUUGUCGCGGGAGUAUAUUGCCGAGGACAACAGUGCACCGCUGCUAGGAACUAGCAUCGCUUUCCUCGUCCUAGAGACGGUGUUCAUAGCCUUGUUAUACACUUCCCGAUACCUAGCGAAAGGCGAGAGAGCGAAUUUGUCGAUGGAAAUCCUCAUGACACUGACGUAUAUUGUCUGUGUGUUAAAAAUCACAAUUGCUUUGUUGUUGGUAGAAAUCGGCGGUGCAGGACACCAUCUCAUAACCUUACAACCACCGACAAUCACGAACGCGUUAAAGCUCAGCACAGCGCUGCAAAUUGUCUGUCCGCUUACAACCUCGCUUUCAAAACUCGGGGUACUAUGUAUGUUCCAACGAAUCUUCGGUCAGACAUCCAAGUGGUACCGCAUUACCAUUCGAACAACCUUCAGCCUCGUCGUUUCAAUCAUGAUCGCCCAGAUCCUGAUUCCAUUCAUUAACUGCCGCCCUUUCUCCAAGACGUGGAAUCCCAAUCCUAUGAGUCCGGGUAGUUGCGCGAUUCCUGGACUCUCACUUUGGCGAUUUCUGGGCAUCCCGAAUGUCUUCACAACACUGAUCAUUGUCGGCAUCCCCGUCCCCGCUUUGGCUAAGCUGAACGUCUCCCGUCCGGUCAAGGUUGGUCUUGGAGUCGUGUUUAGCGUAUGCAUACUUGGCAUUGUAGCAGCGAUCAUGCGUUUCCAGUCUUUCCUUCAAGUCACGAAUUUCAACGAUAUCACCUACGAGAACGUGAAGCCACUAUGCUGGACUAUUGCCGAGUCAGGUAUCUAUUUAGUAGCAGGUGUCAUGCCAACGCUGAAGCCACUAUUGAAAAAAAUGUUCGCGGGUACGAUUUUUGAGAAAGUGCUAACUGGUAGUACAAGAACGAAACAAUCCGGGAGUUGGGGAAAUAAGAGGUUUAGUCGGAUGUGGGUCAGAAGGGAGCAAUCGGUGCUUGCGGUGACGAAAGCGCAUAGAAGCCUCUCAGAUGCUAGUGAGGAGGGAGUUGUGCUUGUCAAAACGGAAAUACCGAAGAUUAGCGCGGCUGUUGAACGAUGGUGA